Molecule: messenger RNA, 4518 nt
Organism: Nerophis ophidion (straightnose pipefish)
Lineage: Eukaryota; Metazoa; Chordata; Actinopteri; Syngnathiformes; Syngnathidae
Gene: ercc6l2
Product: excision repair cross-complementation group 6-like 2
Exons: 20
Coding region: 228-4418 (1396 amino acids)
Molecular function (GO): ATP binding; ATP-dependent chromatin remodeler activity
Source: RefSeq, a predicted model, not a curated record
UGCCCAAAUAGAUAAACAAUGCCGACGCUGGUUAGACGAGACACGGAGGAGCGAUACGUUUUUACUUCUUUAUUAAACAUUUAGAAACAUUUGCUGGGCACGAGUUUUAUUCCAUACAACAUUUUUACACCCCGCAGAAAGUGUUGGAUCCAGAUAUUCCUUCCAAACUAGCAAGAAAGUCAGCAUGACUCCGCAGGAAGAGGAAGAUAUGUUGCAAACAAGCUAGCAUGAUGGAGGCUACAUCAGAUAAAGAAGCAGCCUGUCACACAAGUGAUGAUCAGGCUAAACUUGCCUCCACCCCUCCCACUGAUCACACCCCAGCAAGGAUGCUGUUCACUGAUGGAUGUUAUGGCAUGAUGGAGGAGGAGGAAAUUGAGGAGGAAGACGCUGCACCCUUAAGAGAAGUCACAACAUCCGACUUAAAUCCAUUGAACAGAGAGAAACCGUUGUUUUCCAGCAGAGUUGAGCAUUCUGGAUCAUGUGUUCCCUUCAAACUAUGUGAUCUUGGUGAAGAGAGUGUCCCCUACACCAUCAACAGAUACCUGAGGGAUUACCAAAGAGAAGGAAUAAGGUUUAUUUACAGGAAUUAUAUCCGUUCAAGAGGCUGCAUCCUGGGCGAUGACAUGGGUCUUGGUAAGACUGUGCAGGUCAUUGGUUUUCUUGCGGCAGUACUGCACAAAAAAGGAACCUGGGAGGAUAUUGAGAACAACAAGCCCCACUUUCUGCAGAGUCAAUCUCCAUCUAAACAGAGGAAGCCAAACAAAGUUUUCCUGAUUGUGGCCCCGCUGUCAGUGCUGUAUAACUGGAAAGAUGAACUGGACACAUGGGGCCACUUCCAGUACGUGGUGGUCCACGGGCUGAAGAAACAAGAGGAGCUGGCUCGCAUUAAAAAGGGCCGCAUGGAGAUCGCUCUCACCACCUACGAGACUCUUCGCCUCUGUUUGGAUCAAGUUAAUGACAUUGACUGGUCUGCCGUGUUUGUGGACGAAGCUCACAAGAUAAAGAACCCAAAUUCUCAGAUCACGCAAGCCAUGAAGGAUCUAGAAUGUCAGGUCAGAAUUGGCCUCACUGGCACCAUCCUUCAGAACAACCUUGAGGAGCUGUGGUGUGUCAUGGACUGGGCAGUCCCUGGUUGUCUUGGCAGCUUAGGACAUUUUAAGAACAAGGUGUCAGACCCCAUUGAGCAAGGACAGAGACACAGUGCAACCAAACGUGCCUUAGCAACUGCCAGGAAGACCGUCAGAGACCUGGUUAAGAAGAUUGCCAGCUGCUUCCUCAGAAGGACCAAAUCUCUGAUCAAGGACCAACUGCCCAAAAAGAACGACAGGGUGGUGUACUGUUCCCUGACAGACUUUCAGCGGACGGUAUAUCAAACUGUGCUGGACACUGAAGACGUGCAAUUACUGCUGAGGUCUUCAGAGAAAUGUAACUGUCAAAGUGGAUACGCUCGAAGGAGAUGCUGUUUUAAGACAAACUCAGAGGGCGUGCCAACAAAGGCGCUGUACUUUACCUACUUGACCAUAUUGAGGAAGGUUGCCAGUCAUGUGGCACUUCUCCAAUCCACUGCAGGAACCAGCAAGAAGCAGGAAAAGUACGUGGGCGCCAUUUGUCAAAAAGUGUUCCAGAAGUUUCCAGACUUUUUGCAGCGGUGCAAAGAUGAAGCGUUUGAGGCCUUGUCUGACCCGAUGUACAGUGGCAAAAUGAAGGUUUUGCAUAAACUGCUGAAAUAUUGUCUGCAAAAGAAAGACAAGGUGCUUCUUUUUUCACUGUCGACCAAGCUACUGGAUGUUCUGAAGAGCUACUGUAUGGCUGAGGGGCUGGACUACAGCAGGUUGGACGGGACAACCAAAUCCAAGGAGCGAGUCCAGAUUGUCAAAGAGUUCAACAGUUCCCCUCACAUAAACCUCUGCUUGGUCUCCACUAUGGCGGGUGGACUUGGUCUUAACUUUGUUGGUGCCAAUGUUGUGAUAUUAUUUGACCCAACAUGGAACCCAGCCAAUGAUCUCCAGGCUAUUGACAGAGCAUAUCGCAUUGGCCAGUGCAGAGACGUGACCGUCCUCAGACUCAUCUCACUUGGGACUGUGGAGGAAAUUACCUACCUCAGACAAAUCUACAAACAACAAUUGCAGAGUUCUGUCGUCGGUAUGGAAAGCGCACGGCGAUACUUUGAGGCUGUGCAGGGCCACGGGAUCCAUAAGGGGGAGCUGUUUGGGAUCAAAAACCUCUUCAGGCUACAGACCCAAGGGACAUGCCUCACUCGCAAGAUACUAGAGAGAGAAGGACAAGUGGAGGCGGGCGUCAUGACAACCAGCACACACACAAGCGUGGAGAUAGAAGAGACGCACAAAGUUAGCGACUCUGGAGAUGCAUCCAAGGAGAGCAUGGAUGCAUCCAAGAUCCCCAGAGGGGUGCUAGACUUUAGUAGCGGGAGUGAUGAGGAAGAGGAGGAGCAGGGAGGUCUUGGCGGAGUGGAUGGCACACGGAGCCGGGAUCCCUCUGCUGGUCCGGGUCCAACCAGUCUCCUUCAGCAGGGGUUCUCCACGCUGCUCCAAAGGCUCAAAGCAGUGCCGGAGUCAAGUGAAGGAGACAGUAGUUCAGGUGGUGAAGAGAAGGACAGUUCAGACUCUAGCAGUAAUAGGAAUUCCAAUAUAGGGGAUCAAAAAUGUCCUCCUAAACUCAAAUCAUGUCAGACAAACUUUGAAGAGGGUGAUAGAAGCUCCUCGUUAGUCAUAAAGAAACAUAAAACACCUGUCCCACCCAAAUCACACCACUUUGACGAGUAUUCCGAUGAGUCGGACGAUUUGGAGAUCGAGAUGGUGACAAGGUCCAAGAGGGAUGCUUUGGGCAGAGGUGAAGACAAAGGGCAAGGUAGAGUAGGAUACAACAGGAAGAGACGUUCCAGCAUGAGGGACAAGACCAGAGUGACAAGGUUCAGUGAAGACAUUGAGACCUUCACCUCUUCAGAUGAGGAGCACACCGGAGGACGUCACUCCACACCUACACCUACGGAUGAAGCCAAAGCGGGGCCCUCAAAGGAUGGGCUCGGAUCUGCAGCAAGCACCAAGAGACAAGUGGCCGUGUCUAACGGUGUCAUAUUCACUAAUCUGAAAAAACAAACAUCACCGGCAAUCACAGGAACCAUUGACACUGUCUUGGGUGGGGUUGAGGAAGUGGCGUACACCCACUCGAACCAGCAUGUGGUGGGCGGGAGCAAAGCCGAGGAGCUGAUCAGCAGAGCCGCCCUCAGAGACGUGUUUGAACGCAAGAUGUACUCCCAACUCCCUGCUAAUGAAUGUCUCACCCCCUCUGAGGAAAGUUUGCCGGCUAGCCCACCAAACCACCAGGCCCUCCUCCCUCCACCGCAGCAUCUUCAUGAGGCCCACCCAGUUACCUUCACCAAAAAGAACAUACAGCACACCGGACAUACUACCUUCAUCUUGGGGGAGACCCCUGUGGCCGUGCGCAGGCAGCAGCUGCAGGAGAUGGCGUCCAAGUUCAAUUUUCCCUCAGCCCCUCAGUUCGCCACCGAGAUCCUCACAAGCGACUCAACACAGAGACUAGCGUUGCUCCGCCGUUUUUACACAGACAUGAACCACCCUGAACUUGAUAGUUUCGUCACCAGCAACUUCCUGCACGCUGAAAUAACUCCAUCUGCACCUGCGGGCCAUCAUGCACCUCCCAAAAGAGCUUUGCAAAAGGAUGCAAGAUCUCGUCAGAAGUGUCCAGAACCUGAAGAGAAGAAGAGGAGGAAGAAGAAGAGGAGCUCGGAGAAGAAUGUGCAGGAGCCUCCAAGUGAUGUUACAAGUGUUGAUACUGAGCAGCAGGAGGAGGCGGUGUGCAGGUCAAAAGGUCAUGGGAGGACAAAGAAGAUUAGUGUGUCUGCUGGUGGAGCAGUCAGAGCUGUUGGUGGUCUUGGUGGGGACCAGGCCAGCAGCAAAAUUGUUCUAGAACCUCUGGAGUCUUCUUCUACUGCAAUUGAUCACGUUAAAGAGCAGAAAGAUUGCGGCCAAGAACGCAGCUCUUGUCACAGGUCCAUUCUAACAGAACUCAUAGGUGACACGUCCAUUCUGGAUGAUUUGUUGAAACCCAAAUCCAGAGGCGCACAGCGCACUGGUUCCCCCCCAAAACCAUCCCCGUCCUCGUUGGCCACAGACUCGGCCGCUCCAUCACCUCCAUCCGGACGCACCAUUAACUUGCGUCCAGGUGACUCUGCGUCACCGCAGCGGUCACAACGCAGCCGCAGAGACUUUUGGGACAUUUUGAAUGAGGGCAAUGAGGAAAGCAUCAACAGACUGACAGACAUGGAGGAGGUUCAGAGGGUUUGCGUCAAUACGACGAUUGCAGCUAGAGCUCAUUCUGUACAGAAGGACAGCAAAAGUCUCUGGAAGACCAACGACAAGUUUUUAUGGAAGAAAUAAUGAUUGUUUUUAACAAAAUGUUGUACUUUUUACCUAUCUUUUUAUUCUUUUACCUUCUUCAAUUCCUUGCUUAUGUUUAAAUUAAAUAUUUUGAAAAGUC